Pedinophyceae sp. YPF-701 is the source of this 693-nucleotide messenger RNA. NCBI's taxonomy places the organism in Eukaryota, Viridiplantae, Chlorophyta, Pedinophyceae. The record is from the annotation of a GenBank genome assembly.
AUGCAGAGGGCCGCGGGCGAGUCGAGGGCCGCGCUCGGCAGGCUAUGGCUGGCGACCCAGUUCGCCCAGCAGUCCCGGAACGCCACCACUGACGUCGCGGGCCACGCCCGGGAGGUCCGCAAGUGGCCUGCCUACGUCAACAACCUCGUGCGCAACGAGAAGUCCACGGGCCUGAUGACGAAGUGGGGUCCCGUGAACUACGUCCCGCGCGGGUUCCCGGGCCCGCGCGAGCGCGCCCAGCGCGACUACAUCAACAAGUUUGCUCCGCGCUUUGGCAUGGACGGCCUGGACGACUCGUUCUUCUGGUUCCGGUUCCGCGAGCUCUUCAACGAGACCAAGUCCAAGGUCAAGGUGUACGAGUGGGUCAUGUACGCCUCCAUCCCGCUCUGCAUCUUCGGCACCCUCUACGCUGUCGACCACGAGUACGCGCACACGUGGAAGAUCGCGGAGAAGCUGCGCCGCCAGCCGGACCCCGAGUACCCGUACAUGACGUACCGCACGCGCCCGGGUCUGUCAUGGGGCGAGCAGAACUUCUGGGACUGGGCGUUCGGCCUGCCCGACUGGAAGAAGACGCCCGAGCAGCUCGAGGAGGAGGGCAAGGUCUGGCCCUUCCCGCUCGAGUACGAGGAGGGCGCGCCGAUCGACGAGAGCUACGUGCACGGCCUCAAGGGCGAGGCUCCCAAGAAGAAGUAG